AUGGAGGCUCCUAAAACACCACAACAGGCUCAGCACAACGCGGAUCGCCAUGCCAGAGAAUUGUACCGUUACUACCAGCCGGCUCCCCAAGACAGCGUGGUUCCUUCUUGGUUCCCUGCCGGCGAAGAGUACUCACUGUCUUCGGUUCCGAGUGAUUCAAUAACCCCUCCUAUCUCCGUAGGUUCAGGUCGCACAAACAGCACUGCCACCUCGAGACCAGCUGUCUCGGUUACUUCAGACAGUUUGACUCUAGGGACCACGAACAGUACAUUGACAUCGUUUGCCCAACUCGCAGCACUGCGCCUAAACGUUGAGCGGGCAUUUCUCGCUGUGUUGGACCGCGAUAAACAACACAUCAUCGCCGAAGCUACGCGAACUAUCAGUUUAACCGACCCGUCCGUUCACGAAGAAGACGAUGACCAUAUUUGGUUGGGAACAUCUGAUACUCGCAAGUCAUGGAGCGUUUGCAAGGACACUGUUGCCCUACCUCCCAACGACCCCAAUUCUACAGAACACCAAUUCCUCGUCGUGAACGACAUGUCCGAAAACGAACGCUACAAACAUCUCUCCUUUGUUGAAAACGACCCCAGCUUUCGCUUCUACGCCGGAACUCCCUUGACAACCGAGAAAAAUAUCAACCUAGGCUGUCUCUUUGUGAUGGACAAAAAGCCCCGGGAUGGAUUGACUACGGCGGAGAAGGAUACAUUGCGAUCUCUGUCAAUGUUGGCCAUGGACUACAUGAAGAUUUGCAGACACGCUUCCGAAGGGCGUCGGGCUGCCCGACUAUCCCGGGGCUUGAGUUAUUUCGUCGAAGGAAGUUCCAGUUUUGUGGACAGCAUUGAUCCGUCACGCACCGACAGUGUCGGUCCAACAUCGGAGACACCGCCAUCCUCCUACAAUCGACUCAGUGCCAUGGGCGGCUCUCGGGAGAAUAGUGCAGAACAGGCCUCACAAGCACCGUCACACAGCCCCUCCAAUAAACGAUCACUCAGCAAUGAUGCGCGAUCUUUUGGCUCGGUUACGUCCGAGUUGAGAUUGGAUGCCGAUUCAAAAUUGGACAGUGAUUGCAAGCUGGGAAGUGAUUCAAAACUGGGGAGUGACUCCAAAUUGGAAAGCGGGUCGAAGUUGGAAUCGGGAGGCUCGGGCGUAGAGAGCUCUCUGCCAGAGUGGCUGACAAGCAGCAGUCGGAAUCGCCUCCCACCCGAUGAUUCACAGGGUAAUUCAUGGUGUUUCCGCAGAGCCGCCAACCUGCUUCGCGAGAGUCUUGACCUGAGUGGCGACAGCGGCGUCAUUUUCCUCGAAGCCAACAGUAGUCCGUUAAUGGAUGUUGAUACCGGGAGUGAUGCUUCGGACACUGGUGGACCCGCUCCUGUUUUAUCUGCGUCUACAAACGAUGAACCGUUCGCCCCACAAGCAGGGUCGAUGGCCACAUGCGCCGCGGCCAAUUUGGACCGAGCUUUUCUACAAACACUAUUGCGACGUUAUCCGAAAGGAAAGCUUUGGUCGUUCCACCGCGAUGGGCUCAUUUCGACGUCGGAUGAUGACGACCAGCACCCCCAUGACCAAUUCCUCCCUGGUACUAGCACCACCAGUCGGUCACCACCUAGUUAUACUGCUCAAACCAGAGCUUCGAAACCCUUGCGCAAACGACGGAAAGCCGCGGAGAACUCAACACUCAACCACUAUUUCCCCAAUGCCACCCAAAUUAUGUUUGUGCCUCUGUGGAAUGCUGUUGGCUCCCAAUGGUUCGCAGGAUGUUUCUGUUGGAGUACUGUUGAAACGAAGGUGUUUAGUUCGUCGGUUGAGCUUAGUUCCGUGCUCGGAUUCUCAUCUUCUAUUAUGGCUGAAUACAGCCGUGUUGAAUCUCUCAUCGCGGAUCGCCAGAAGGGCGAUUUCAUUGGAAGUAUUUCACAUGAACUUCGUAGCCCUCUUCAUGGAAUUUUGGCCGCAGCCGAGUUCUUGAAUAGCACCCAUCUCAAUGAAUUCCAGGAUUCACUACUCGAGACCGUUAAUGCUUGUGGGCGAACUUUGUUGGAUACAAUGAACCAAGUCCUUGACUUUAGCAAAGUGGUUUCCCUAGAGCGAACAUGGCGGUCAAUGAAACGCAGGAAAGAAUCUCCGCUCGAUUUCAAAGGAUCAGAAAAGUUGGCAUACCACUUGGAUACGUACGUGGCUACAGAUGUUGCUAUCCUCGCCGAAGAGGUGAUCGAAGGAAUCUGCCUUGGACAUGCAUAUGGCCAGAGCUCUACUGCCUCAGCUGAUCUGCCUGUGUUGAUGCCACAUCAUCCAAAGCUGCAGACCAAGCGAUCUAAUGUUGAAGUUGUCAUUGACGUGUCCUUCCGCGAUUGGGUCUAUCGUACUCAGCCGGGUGCUUUGCGACGUAUCAUCAUGAAUCUGUUUGGUAAUGCAAUGAAAUACACAGAGUCCGGCCGGGUCACUCUAUCCUUGACAGCGUCCAGUAAAUCCGAAGGACGAUCCCGUCGACAAGGCCUUGAAGACUUGGUCACAUUAACAGUGACCGACACCGGAAAGGGCAUAUCAGAAGAGUUUUUGCGCGGCAAGCUUUACACGCCUUUUGCCCAAGAGGACUCGCUGGCUGUGGGCACGGGACUAGGAUUGUCCAUUGUUCGAAGCCUGGUCAAGGCUUUGAGUGGAAGCAUUCGAAUUCGCAGUCGCCCUGGUGAAGGCACUGUCGUAACUGUGUCUCUCCCCCUUGAACGUCCUGUCGGCAAGGAAAGCCCGGCUAUUGAGCCGUCUGGACAACUCAUCCAACAACGAGAAAUUCUGACGCAAACUCUUCUACUCCGUGAAGGAUACCCUGGUAGACAGGCCGCCAUUUGGAACGUUGAUCCGGCCGACGUGACGGAGCAUUCCAACUGGUCUGAAAUUGCUCAAUACCUUACACAUUGGUAUGGCAUUGAGAUCGUACCGUGGGCAUCUGAAGCACAUAUCGAUAUUGUGCUCAUGGACGAAACCGACAUACCAAAGUUCAUCGCCACUGAACCUUCAGCUACAUUGCCUGCUCUUCUUGUCCUGUGCCACAAAUCGGUGGAUUACAGCGGGGCACGAUCUGAUUGGUUACCUCUCGCAUCCUCUGUCAACAUCAUUCGACGUCCCUGUGGGCCACACAAACUGGCUCGAAGCGUGAUGAAGUGUUUGACAAAUGGGCUGUCGAGAUCUCCAACGCCCGCCUUGGCCAAGCAGGCCAUGAGCCUGCCUAUCCGAACAUCUUCGCUACCAUCCGCACUCGCGUCACCUAUGAGAUCGGACGCAGAUGUCAUGAGUGCUCCCGAGCUGGACUGGCCCGGAACUCGCUCUGUGUCAAUGCAGUUAUCAUCAACCCAAGCGCCAUCGAUAAUAAAUGCAUUGCCGGAGGAAGUUGCAGAAGCUCCGUUGCCAGCACCACUCUCCGAGGGGGCAGUCCCCGCCACGCGACUGGCUCGCGUGCUUGUGGUCGAUGACAAUCGAAUCAACCUCAAUCUGAUGAUGACUUUUCUAAAAAAGCGUCAACUUGUUGAGCUGCAUGGUGCCGAGAAUGGAAAGCUCGCUGUUGAGGCAGUUGAACGCCUGGAAAGCGGCUAUGAUAUCAUUUUUAUGGAUAUGUCGAUGCCUGUCAUGAAUGGCUUUGAGGCCACCCGUGCAAUCCGUUCACUGGAAAAGGAUUCGGAUGGUCGCAAGCCAGCCAUUAUCAUUGCCCUGACAGGACUGAGUAGCUCGCGCGAUGAGUCCGAUGCCCUGGCUUCUGGUGUGGACCUGUUCCUCACCAAACCUGUGUCUUUCAGGGAAGUCACACGGCUACUGAACGAAUGGGAACGAGACGGCUUGGAGCAAGAACGGAGGAUGGUGUCAUGA
This is a messenger RNA of Penicillium soppii, 3852 nucleotides long. RefSeq lists its product as uncharacterized. Gene Ontology annotation, molecular function: histidine phosphotransfer kinase activity; phosphorelay sensor kinase activity. Lineage: Eukaryota; Fungi; Ascomycota; Eurotiomycetes; Eurotiales; Aspergillaceae. Gene Ontology annotation, biological process: phosphorelay signal transduction system; protein autophosphorylation. The transcript is spliced from 3 exons. The record is from RefSeq and is a predicted model, not a curated record. The coding region runs from base 1 to 3852 and encodes 1283 amino acids.